GCCUAGCGCGCUUAGCCGAGCGAGGCCUUUUCCCGCCAACGUCACCAACCCUCUCACAACGUUUAAGUUUAAUUUAUUAGCUGCAACAAAAACAUAAUAGCAGCGAUUAAUUAACAUGAGCGUCCUGACGUGGAACAUCAACGGGAUUAGAGCUUCUCGCGUGAGCCUCAAGGCGCUGCUGGACUCGCUCGACGCCGACGUUGUCUGCUUACAGGAGACCAAAGUUACGAGGGACCUUCUGGACGAACCCACGGCCGUAGUGGACGGCUACAAUGCCUACUUCAGCUUCUCAAGGGUCCGCAGCGGCUACUCUGGCGUGGCCACGUACUGCAGGGACGUGGCCACCCCCCUGGCCGCCGAGGAGGGGCUGUCUGGCCUCCUGCGAGGGGCGAGCGGCCGCCGGGACGACGGCAGCGACGGCAGCGUCGGCUGCUACGGCGACACCAGCGAGUUCACCGUCGACGAGUUGCAGGCUCUGGACGCCGAGGGCAGGGCCGUGGUGACGCAGCACCGCGUGCGGCUGGCGGGGAGCGGGGAAGAGCGGACCCUCGCCAUCGUCAACGUCUACUGUCCCCGCGCCGACCCAGACAGGCCUCACCGCGGAGACUUCAAGCUCCGCUUUUACCGGCUCCUGGAGGCUCGCUGCGUCGCCCUGCGCAACAGCGGCAGCCACGUGAUUGUGGUCGGAGACCUGAACACGGCACACAGACCCAUAGACCACUGCGACCCAGAGGAUCCCGAGCUGUUUCAAGAACACCCUGGCAGAAAGUGGCUGGACCAGUUCCUCUGUGAAUCCAGUCCCUCUGCGAGACCUCCUCCUCGGCCCACCGACCACGACGACGACAGCCGCAACAGCGACGACGUCAGCGCGUCGUGGCCCGAUGCCGCCGGCCCCCGGUUCGUCGACGCCUUCCGCCUCUUCCAUCCGACGCGCGCCGACGCGUUCACCUGCUGGUGCAACGUCACCGGCGCUCGCGUCACCAACUACGGCACGCGCAUCGACUACGUCCUCGCCGACGGCGCCCUGGCCGCCUCCCGCGUCCUCUCGGCCUGCGACAUCGCGCCCGACGUGCUCGGCUCGGACCACUGCCCCGUGCGCGCCGCGCUGGCGCUCGACUUCGUGCCGGCGCCGCGCCGACCCCCGCUGUGCGCGCACCUCAUGCCCGAGUUCGCCGGGCGCCAGCGCAAGCUCUCGGCGUUCCUGGUGAAGACGCCGGCUGACCGCGGCGGCGAACCCGAGGCCCGCCCGUCGGAGCGGCGCGUCGACCGUGCCGCGAACGUUGCCGGCAAAGCGACCCCUGCGGCCGCCGCGGGCAAGGUGAAGCGCGCGGCACGCGAGUCGCACGGCACAAAGGCCAAGAGGGCGAAGGGGGCCGACAAGGCGGCCGACGUGCCGGCCAGGGGGACCCUGCUGAGCUUUCUCAAGCGCCCGGCGGGCGGCGCGCGUCUCCACCCGGCGAUUCCGGCCGGCGGCGCGUGCGCGGGCCCGGUCCCCUGUCGCGACAAGGAUUCCGGCACGUCCCCCGAGGGAGCCGCGAUGGCCGCGGGGUGGGCGGAGGACGCAGGGGGCGCGGGAGAUACGGGGGGCAUGGGGGGCGUGGAGCUGGACAGUGUCGGCCGCGCCACUGACCCCGCCACUGACCCCGCCACCGACCCCGCGACCGACGACCGCCGGCCGCGGCAGAGGAAUCUCGGUACGGAUUUUUGGAAGUCGGUGCUGAAGGGGCUGCCCCCGGCGCCGCCGUGCAGGGGCCACGGCGAGCCGUGCCUGCUGAGGACGGUGAAGAAACCCGGGCAGAAUUUCGGGCGCCGCUUCUACGUGUGCCCUCGUCCUGAGGGCCACGCGACGAACAAGGAGGCUCGCUGCAACUCGUUCACUUGGGUCACCAAGAGGUGAGCCACAAGGAGGGCCGCAAGGAGGCCUCGCAAUGGCCGCUGCGGUGGUGGGCUGCCACGAAACGAUGGUUUCGUAAACGAUGAAAACUCUCAACAUUCGUCAAACAACAACUCUGUGGUGUUUCAGCGGCCUCUGUGUGUGGAGACAUGUUAAUUACCUCGGCUGGUAUGCAGGAGGUCGUGGGUUCGACCCCGACCCUGAUGACACCUGUAUAUUGGGAAUUUUGGUGUAUCUCCCGUUUUUUCCCUCCACAUUUAGAAUCAGCGUGUAUUCGGCUGCGAUAAAUGUCCACGUGAUAAGCCACUUCGUUGAGCUAUCAACACAGACCAUCACGCGAACGCCGGUCAUCCUCGCAGCAGCUUUUGGCUGCCAUUUGAACCAAGACGGGUCACCGCUUCGCACGCGUUUGGAUGUCCCUCUGCGGCCGUCUGGAAUGCUCUUCCUUCCGAUAUUAGGAAGCCACCAGAGCUGUGCACUUUUAAAAUGAUCAAUAUUGACAAGAUAAUUUAUUUAAAACAGAUUUUUGCGUUUAGUUUGUUGUCCUCAGGCACUUCCUAUUAGCACGGCUAGCGACGUUCGGUGCGAAAUAAGUUCAACAUACACACGUUUGUGGCCAGGUCACUUCUGAGAAAGAGCUAUGUAGCUCCGUGGACCUUACCUGGUAAAAUAAAAAACUUGUUAAAUAAAAAAUAAUCGUAUCAAAAUAACAACAGGUUAUAUUACAGGUGACGUUUCAAGCAACGGGCCCUUCUAGAUGGCAUCGUAAAUGUGCUGGAGUUUGUUUUCGUGCGUGUACAUGCACACCACUGCCCCACCAAAUCACUUGUGUUUUGAUGAUGAUUUCAGGUAUUGAAGGUAAUAUGACGAUUUUUACUGAAUCUAUUUUGUAAUAAAA
Lethenteron reissneri (Far Eastern brook lamprey) is the source of this 2792-nucleotide messenger RNA. RefSeq names its product apurinic/apyrimidinic endodeoxyribonuclease 2 (gene APEX2). Gene Ontology annotation, biological process: base-excision repair. The record is from RefSeq and is a predicted model, not a curated record. Gene Ontology annotation, cellular component: nucleus. NCBI's taxonomy places the organism in Eukaryota, Metazoa, Chordata, Hyperoartia, Petromyzontiformes, Petromyzontidae. Gene Ontology annotation, molecular function: double-stranded DNA 3'-5' DNA exonuclease activity; endonuclease activity; phosphoric diester hydrolase activity.